Sardina pilchardus (European sardine) is the source of this 3416-nucleotide messenger RNA. RefSeq lists its product as uncharacterized. The record is from RefSeq and is a predicted model, not a curated record. Bases 357 to 1025 code for a protein of 222 amino acids. NCBI's taxonomy places the organism in Eukaryota, Metazoa, Chordata, Actinopteri, Clupeiformes, Clupeidae. The transcript is spliced from 4 exons.
CUUCACACUUGUGUGGUGCACGAGGUUCCAGCUCUGUCCACUCUCCUCCUGCCCUCUCCAGCUGUGUGUGUGUGUUUGGUUCAGACUGACCGCCUCGCCUGUGUGUGUGGGAGUGUGUUUGGGACUGCCCAACAGAGAGAGCCAGCGAGAGCCACAGAAGGUUACUUUCUCUCACACCGACCGGCAGCAUCGUUGGAGCCGCUGAGACACACACACACACACACACCACCGCCGCCGCCGCUGCUACUGCCGCCGCCGCCCGUUAUCCAUCCCCAGAGUCCGGGAGGAUCAGCCGAGACGCGCGCACACACACUCACACACUCACGCUCGCUCACACUCACACACUCCGGUCCAAGAUGAGACUGCAGCUCCUGCUCCUGCUGGCCCUGGCCGGACCCCUCUUCAGCGUCGCUAGCGCAAGUACGUUGGUGGUGCCCACGGCGGAGGACUUGGCGUUGGUGACGGAAGGUCCAGCUGCUCCUGAGCCCACCGCCGCCCUCGAGGAGGAAGCUGCCGUUGCCACGGACGCACCCGUCGAGGCCGCGCCCGAACCCGUCGCCACGGAAGCAGCCGCCGUCGAGGAGACCGCAGCCGUCGCCGAGGUAACCGAAGCCCCUGCCGCCCCUGCCGCCGAGGAGGAAGUGGUCGCCGAGGCAACGGAAGAGGCCGCGGCUGAGGAAGAGGCCGCCGCAGCAGAACCCGAGGUCGUCGCGGAACCGGAGGUCACCGAUGCUCCGGCUGCCGCCGCAGAACCCGAGCCAGAACCCGAGCCAGAACCCGAGCCAGAACCUGAGCCCGCAGCGGAACCUGAGCCAGAAGCAGAACCCGCCGCAGAACCCGCCGCAGAACCCGCUGCAGAACCCGAGGCAGCAGCAGAGGAGACGGACGAACAGGUCACGGUGGAGGAGGAAGGCAUGGGCUCAGGGCAGGUGGUUGGCAUUGUGAUCGGCGCUCUGAUCGCCGUGAUUGUGGUUAUUGCGGUCAUCGUGGUGGUGGUGCGGAGGAUGGGCCAGUACUCCCCUUGAGGAGAAAGGCGGCUCGACAGGAACCUCCUCCAAAGAAGUUCUGGAUUUUCUGAACUACUGAAUGACGUCACUUCCUGUCGAAUAUCUAAGCAUGCUACAAGCACUCUAACACUUCCAGGAUCCUGGACUAUCGCCAACGGAGGAGGCAGACCCCCCCUCUCCCCCCCCCACCCCACCCCACCCCAGAGCCAUUGACAUGGACAGCUCUGACUCCCCCCCCCCCUCUCAAUCAACCCCCCCCCCCCCCCUCAACACACAAGGGUGGCAACAGGAAGUCAUUCUGAAUUUCAGGGUCUUUAAAAACUGCAUUGUAAAGCAAAAUGGAGACAAAGGGAAUCUGCAUUGUGGUGUAAAUGGCCACACACACACACACACACACACACACACACACACACACACACACACACACACACACACACACACACACACACACACACACACACAGAGACAAUAUGAUAUACUGGACAUGCACUCUUGUGCUACAGCACAAUUCUGAGUUGCGCAAAGUGGACCUAAAAUAAAUAAAUCCACACAAAGAAAUAAGCACAAAUUGUAACCAUUACACACACACAGAGACACACACACACACACACACACACACAGACACACACACACACACUCACACACACACUCAAAAGACAAAAGCGUAGGUUUCGAUGUAUUCAGCUAGGUGUACAUAGCGCAUAAAGACACUCAUAGUUACGCCUGUUUCUUCUCUUCUGUCGCUCACAGCUUCUCCGUUUUGGCUUUGCGUUUUCUGUAAGAACACACACACACACACACACACACUCACACACGCCAGUCUCACAAACGCAAGCUAGCCACAAAGCCUGCAGUCAGCAGCAGCACAUGCCCCCCCCCCCCCCCCUACACACACCCACACUCGUCCAUGCAGUGGUGUCCAGCAGCUGUAUGAAGCUCCAUCCGUGCAGAAGUUGCCAGACACACUGCCCCCCCCCCCCCCACACCCCUGACCCCCACCUCCCCGACUAGAGGGCUGCUCACUAAUGACGUGCCUCAUUUGCCUGCUUGACCUUUGACCUUUGACCUCUGACACUGACAGGAGCCCUACUAGCAGUCUGUGGAGUGUAGCACUAGGGAACGGUGCCACUGGCGCCCUAUCGCCUGGGCAGGCCUCUUCUCCUCUUACUCUCUUCUCUAUCCUUUCUUCUUUUCUCUCUCCUCUCCUCUUCUCUUCUCUUCUCCUCUCCUCUCCUCUCUCUUUCCCUCUCCUCUCUUCUCUUCUCUUCUCUUCUCCUCUUCUCUCUCUUCUCCUCUCUUUUCUUCUCUUCUCCUUGUAUUCACUUCCCUCUCUAGUGCAUAAAUGUGAAUUUGAUUGUACCUUUAUAAUUUUUUUUUCUUUUGUUAUUUUGUUGAUAUUUCUUGUUGGUUGUUUGUCAGAAUUGGUGACCUUUCUUUUGCAUCACAUUCACACUGCCCAAAUGAACACACACACACACACACACACAGACACACACACACAUAGAGAGAGAGGGCCGUUUUGAGCCGUAUGUGAAGGUAGCAGUCAUUGGUGUCCAAACAGAGAGCUUAUUCACAGUAAACUGCAGAUUUGGGCUGCUGUGCAAACUCUGUUGAUCAAACUCCAACCCUCGCUAUUACACACACACACACGCACACACACAAAUGCAUAUGCGCAAGCACGCACACACAUACACAUUCAGAGAGCCUGCUCAGGAUGUUUGGAUUCAAACGGAAUGCAGUUUCACCGUUGACAGUUGCAAAAUCAGCUCAAAUGAAUAGAAAAGAUACACACUCACUCUCACAAGGACACACACACAUACUCGCACGCACACACACACACACACACACACACACACACACACACACACACACACACACACACACACACACACACACACACACACACACACACACACACUUUCCUUAAACAGAGCUGAUCAUGUGUAAGAGUUAGCAGUGGCUGCUAAUGCUAACGGGAUGACGCUAACAUGCUAGCGCUAGCGCCCCCUGGAUUAGCCACCAUCUCUGCCCGCCCAUGUAUGUGAGACAGCCGAGUGUGUGUGUGUGUGUGUGUGUGUAUGUAUGUGUGUGUGCGUGUGUGUGUAUGUGUGUGUGUGUGUGUGUGUGUGAGUGAGAGCACACUGCUUAUCAGACACUGCUAUAGGCUUACCAUGCAACAAUGUGUGUGCUUGCUUGUCCUCUCUGCUCCCCCCCCCCCUCUCUCUCUCUCUCUCUUUGUUUUGUUUUCCUGCGCCUUGUAUCCAAGCCUGCGGCUCUCUUCUUGUUAGUUUUACUUCAUGUUGUUUGUUUGUUUGUUUGUUUUGACACUCCGAUUGUCGUUGUCAUUUUAUUUAAUUGCAGUGUUUUUGGUUCAUACUGUUUCAAUAAAAAAGUGAAAACACUCCCUAA